Molecule: messenger RNA, 2132 nt
Organism: Marchantia polymorpha subsp. ruderalis
Lineage: Eukaryota; Viridiplantae; Streptophyta; Marchantiopsida; Marchantiales; Marchantiaceae
Source: the annotation of a GenBank genome assembly
AAGGAAGGAAGGGAGGAAGGAAAGAGAGGACAAUGAAUUCCACAGGUAGCGCAGAAUCUGCACCGCUCUUCGGCGUUCUCGAAUAGGCUGUCGAUGGUUCGAUCGUUCGUCCCUUCUGCGGGGUGUUCUUGUCGAGGUCUAACAAGAUCCGCUCGAGCGGUCUUCGAGGACGAGAGCGCAGUUUCCGGAUUCUCUAACGAUUGUUCGCUUUGACGAUCAUUGAGGGAGCAUUGGUGGCCCGCAUGUCAGCGGUGCGAAAUGGCGAUGUAUAGCUUGGCUGGAGUGGGAACCACAAGAGGCUACACCGCUGUGGGGUCUCGAGGCAAAGGCCAUUUUGGCUGGACUUCCGGUAGUCAUCUGAGAGGAGUUGGACUAAUUUCGUUUGCACGGAAGGGAGAGGGGGAGAAGACUUUUCGUUCGAAGCUUGAAGCAUUACCUGCACAGGUUGGGGAACUGAAAUUCCAUCAGGGUGGACAUGGACGUGGACGAUGCGGUAUUGCCCGAGCAUCAGCAGGAUUGGCCGCUCCACUGAUCGCUGCCGGGGAUACGUGGGGAACAUGGACAGUUCUGGUCUGUGCGGGCGCCUUUGGCAUAUGGUCGGAGAAGACGAAUUGGGGGAGCGCUCUGAGUGGGGCUUUAGUGAGCACGCUGGUGGGACUCGCGGCCAGCAACCUGGGCUUGAUAGCGUCUUCAGCUCCUGCGUACAAUGUGGUCAAUUCUUAUCUGCUGCCUCUGGCUGUGCCCUUGUUAUUAUACGGGGCGGAUUUGCGAAGAGUGAUCAAAGACACGGGGCGCUUGAUUAUCGCUUUCCUUCUGGGGUCCGUGGCAACAAUUUUCGGAACAUGGGUGGCGCUGCUGGUCGUUCCCCUGAAGUCGUUGGGGCCUGACGGGUGGAAGAUCGCCGCCGCUCUGAUGAGUCGCCACAUUGGCGGAGCUGUGAACUAUGUCGCUGUGAGCGAGGCUUUAGGAACAACACCUUCGAUCGUAGCUGCUGGAUUGGCUGCCGACAAUUUAAUAUGCGCCAUCUACUUCACCACUCUGUUCGCUCUCGCUGCGAACAUUCCUCCGGACGCUUCGAAGCCUGGGGAGCCUGAAGCGAUUUUGGGCUUCGGUGGACAAGGGCUGAAAGUUGAAGAAACGGCGACUGCAUUGGCCCUUUCUGCGGCCAUAUGCACAGCUGGAAACUUGAUGGCCAAGGCUUUGAACCUGCAAGGAGGCGGCAUUCCGUGUAUCACGGCCAUCGUUGUGAUCGUGGCCACUGUAUUUCCCUCGUUCUGUGGGAAAAUCUCCACAUCCGGCUCAGGGUUAGCGAUCAUUCUACUGCAGAUCUUCUUUGCGUCAAUAGGCGCGAACGCGAGCAUUACCAGUGUGAUGACUAGUGCACCAGGUCUCUUCCUCUUCUCUCUCGUGCAAGUGGCUGUUCAUCUGGCGAUGAUUCUGGGAGUCGGAAAGCUGUGUGGCUUCCAGCGGAAAGAGCUGUUGAUGGCCUCCAAUGCAAACGUAGGCGGUCCCAGCACUGCUGCAGGAAUGGCUGCAGCCAAAGGUUGGCGAACUCUCAGUGUGCCGGGAAUUCUGAUCGGCAUUUUUGGUAUUGCCAUAGCCACCUUCGUCUCCAUCAUUCUUGGAGUGUCUUGGUUGAGUAAGAUGUGAGAGGAGUCCAUGACUCGCCAAUCGAGUCUAAAUGAAAUGAAGCUCGGGUAGCUAAAACAGGUGAUGGGCGGUUUCACUGUCUCACGAGGGGAGUCGACACUCCCCCGCAGCAAGGACAAGCACUGUACAGAAUAAUGGCUGCGUACAGGAUCCAGGAUCUUCCUCUCUCACCUUCUAUCGUUUCAUGUCAUCUUCAUGACAGCUUUAUCUUCCCUUUGGUGUACAUCUGAUGUGUAUGACGACUACUUGAAGCUGGAGUCCAGAAUGAUCGAAAGUUUGUCAGUCAUGUUAAACAACGCUGGAAAAAAUUAUUUCUUCAUGGUAUCGCGUUGUUAUCAGUUCGCAUCUGUACGAAACUGUAUGAGCAUUUUGUGGCGUCAGUGACGAUACCACCAUGUCUUGUAAAGUACAUAAAUUAUCGCCGGAACUGAAUUUGAAUGAACCUAUUAACUUUAAGGACGAGUUUUGUUUGCCAGCAUCCA